GCUCAGUUGAACUUUAGCAAUUUUUGGGCAGAAGCAAAAAUGGCUGCAAGGCAUUUUAGUCUUCUUCUUCUAGCACUACUCAUACUAUAUGAUUUAAUUCCUGGUAAUCAAGGCGUGGAAAUUAAUCCUACGAUCAUAAAGCAGGUGAGAAAACUGCGAAUACGAUGUUUAAAUCAGACAGGAGCUUCUGUAGAGAUGAUUGACAAGUCGGUGAAAAAUAGAAUACUACCCACAGAUCCUGAGAUCAAGUGCUUUCUCUACUGCAUGUUUGAUAUGUUCGGAUUGAUUGAUUCACAAAACAUCAUGCACUUGGAAGCUCUGUUGGAGGUUUUACCCGAGGAAAUACACAAAACUAUUAACGGAUUGGUCGAUUCGUGUGGAACUCAGAAGGGAAAAGAUGGCUGUGAAACCGCUUAUGAAACCGUCAAGUGCUACAUCGCUGUAAACGGAAAAUUCAUAUGGGAAGAGAUAAUAGUGCUUAUUGGGUAGUGAUAACCAACCUGAAUAUAUCCCGAUCCACGAUUCCCAAGAGCAGCAAACAGCGCAGGAUGCGCAGUGCCUCGAUCUGAACGCGCACCAUCUGGACCUACCAAAGAGACCACCAUCAAUAAAA
This is a messenger RNA of Drosophila sechellia, 613 nucleotides long. It is a transcript of the gene Obp69a, whose product is annotated as Odorant-binding protein 69a. NCBI's taxonomy places the organism in Eukaryota, Metazoa, Arthropoda, Insecta, Diptera, Drosophilidae. Gene Ontology annotation, molecular function: odorant binding. The record is from RefSeq and is a predicted model, not a curated record. The transcript has 5 exons. Bases 40 to 489 code for a protein of 149 amino acids. Gene Ontology annotation, biological process: sensory perception of smell.